AUGGAUCAAUCACCAAAAUCAAAACGACCAGUUCGUGAUCCACCUCCAGUACUCUUUACUACACCUUCUCAAAAUGCCUCUCACGUAUCAUUAGAAGGUGCUCUAGCACCUGCACAAUCCAAUCAAUCAUCAACCUUAUAUCCCACCACUUCUAGAAAUUCUCUUGUCCGUCAAAGAUCCCAAAGGUUACCAUUGCGAACUAAUCUCGAUGGACCCACCGAUACAGCUCCCAUAGCUUCCCUUCCUCGCGCAGGGAAAGCUCCUUCCGAAGGACAAAAACAAGCUGCGAGAACCGAUGCAUUAUGGGCUGAAAUGCAGAGUACAUUAGAAGAAGUUGAGCUUAGUGCUGUGAAUGCGACACAUGUAUUUGGACCUGAACAUAGUAGAGCUCUAGAAGAAUUACGGAAAACACAAAUAGCUUUGGCGCAAGCGUGGGCUAGGAGUGAAGCGGAUGAUGUGGUUGAUGAGGGACGUAAGGGUGAUAUUGGGGGUGGGACAUUGGGAAGUGAGGGGAAGAGUGCUCUAGAUGGACCGGGAAUGACGGCGACAUCUGGAACGGAUGGAGGAAGGAGUACUACCACAAGUGGGGUUCAUAGUGGAGGCGGAGAGAAGAUGGGUAGUAAAUUGGAAGAGGACACAAAGGCAGAUAUUGUAUUGGCAAGGAAGAGAAGGGAGGCCAACGAUAGGUAUUUCCAAAGGGUCAAUGAAGGAGUUCUUGAUGUGGUAGCAAAGUUGGAGGAAGUUGCUUCUGCAAUGAGAUCUGUGGAACAAGAGAGUCGAGAUAUUUGGGGUGACAAUGAAACUAUGGAUACUGCCAGUAUUCAAAGUUCAGUGCCUUGA
This is a messenger RNA of Botrytis fragariae, 840 nucleotides long. RefSeq lists its product as uncharacterized. The transcript has a single exon. Bases 1 to 840 code for a protein of 279 amino acids. NCBI's taxonomy places the organism in Eukaryota, Fungi, Ascomycota, Leotiomycetes, Helotiales, Sclerotiniaceae. The record is from RefSeq and is a predicted model, not a curated record.